This is a messenger RNA of Astrephomene gubernaculifera, 1479 nucleotides long. The record is from the annotation of a GenBank genome assembly. NCBI's taxonomy places the organism in Eukaryota, Viridiplantae, Chlorophyta, Chlorophyceae, Chlamydomonadales, Astrephomenaceae.
UAACAAGUUAUGUUUGAAUAGAUUAUGAGUGAUGCUGUCCUGUUAGGGUUCGGUUAGGUUGCUUCUCAUAGGGCUGCGCGUGGAGGUAUUCCCUUAAUAUCUGACUCCGGUUCAGGACUGACCGUCGAGAAUGACGGCGAAAGCGGGCUUAGUCAAAGGGCUGCGUUUUGCGAUGGGUCGUGGCCAGCCAUCAAUAUCGAUGGCCAGUCUUGCCUUCGGUGGCGCAGCCCUGGUUGGGGGAACGGCAUACUUCACAUACCGUUACACAAAGGCGCACACAGCAGUGCAGCAGGAAGGCGAUGGGCCUAUCGACCCGGGAACUAGCUUCCGUGUGUUCGACCAGAUAGCCCAGAAGUACGACGACGCUAUCGGCCAGGAGGAGGCGGCUCUCUGGUACGGCAUGAUGCGCAAAUGGCUCCUGCGCGAAGCUCGGGGCGAGGUCCUGGAAGUCUCCGUGGGCACGGGUCGUAACUUCGAGUACUACGACUUCGCCGCCAGCGGCAUCAAGUCGCUCACGUGCACGGACCUCAGCCAGCACAUGCUGCUGCGCGCGGAGGAUAAGUUCUUCGACGAGCUGCAUCUGGGGCACAAGCACCCCAACGUGCGGAUCAACUUCUGCCUGGCCGAUGCGCACUGCCUAGUGGACCCCAAUGCGAAACUGCCGCCGAAACCCGAACCACCGGUGGAGAAGAAGGAGCCGAGCGCCGCCGCUGCGGUGGCGCCGCGGCCCCGGCCCCAGCCGCUGCCUGAAGUGGAUCCCGCCAGCGCUCCUUGGUGGGCCUACUGGAGGCGGCUCCCGCCCGUGGAGCGGCCCAAGCCGGCGGAGGCAGCACCCAGCAGCGCUCCCAGCGAGGCAGGACAGCCCGCCAGCAGCACGGAGGCUGCGGUCUCAGGAGAUGCCAUGCCCGGGUUACACGCCGGGGGCCUGCUGAACUUCUUCCGCGUGCUGUUGCCCUCUUCUGAUGGAUCGAAGCAGGCGCCAGCAGCGGCGGGCGAGGCGGCCAGUGCUGAGGCAGCGGGCGGAGCCAGCUCACAUGAGCAUGCUGAGGCCUCGUCGUGCUGCUCUUGCCACAGCCACUCGCGCGGCUAUAGCCAGCGGUGCUCUUCAGGCCAGCAUGAGUCGGGUGCGCCGCUGCAAAAGUUUGCGCCGCGCCAGUUUGACACCGUGGUAGACACCUUCGGCCUGUGUUCUCACGAGGAUCCCGUGCAGGCGCUAAAGGAGAUGGCACGUGUCUGCAAACCGGGGGGGAAGAUCCUACUUCUCGAGCACGGGAGGUCACACUACGACUGGCUGAACGAUAAGCUGGACUCCUCGGCGACGAACCACCAGCGCAAGUGGGGCUGCCUUUGGAAUCGUGAUAUUCUGGGACUUAUCAAGGAGGCUGGGCUCCAGGUUGACAAGGUCACCCGGUGGCAUUUCGGCACAUCGUACUACAUCAUUGCCCGCCCAUCCGUCCGCUGAAAGCCAGCUGAUAUACU